AUGACCAUCGCGACACCUGUGAUUUCGAUCACUGCUGACGAGGUCAACUGCCUCAUUCACGCUUACUUGGAGGACUCGGGGUUCAUCCAUAGUGCAUUCUGCUUGCGAACAGAAGGCAGGCUAGAUCAGACGCCAUUGUACCGCAAACACAUCCCAAGAGGGGAGCUUGUGGACUUACUUAGCAAAGCACUUCUCUAUACCGAAGUCCAAGCACAUUGGCGAGGGGAUACUCUGACGAGCAACUGCGUCGCGCCAUUUUCCAUACUUGAUCAUCACACCUGCUCCUUAGAUUCGGCGCUAUCAUCGAAACCUACUCGCCUUCCCCCAGUGCCGUCUAAAGCGGACUCUGUUCCCCCGCAUCCCGAGAAGGAUUCUAUAUUUCGGACCACAAACGGAGUAUCUGAGAAGAGAAAGGCGCCAGAAUCUAUCUCUGACGAGGCAAGGACAGACAAAAGAGCGAAAGUGGACAUGCAACCGGACUCGAAGGCUAUGGAGAGUGCGUGCUCCUCGCCAGUCGGCACGAUAACUGCAGCCCAGUCCGCAUCCCGUCAGGCUCCGUCUGCUCAGAUACCACCUGCGUCAGGGUCGUCGCUUAACGGUAAUGGCGGGGGUCUGGUUUCCACUCAGAAGCUUGAACCACCCCCUGAUCAGCCUGGUUCCGUGCGUUUGUUAUCCGGUCAUACUAGCGAGGUCUUUGUGUGCGCGUGGAAUCCGGUACAGAAGGAUAUAGUUGCUUCGGGCUCGAGAGACGGCAUGAUCUACCUUUGGCGAGCUCCAGGUCCUGAUCCAGUCACGGGAUCUGUGCCGGCGGAUCAGGAACCGCUGCGUGUGCAGUGUUAUAACAGUGAAGAACCUAUCCGAGGUACCGGACCGAUGUCUGGUCGCGACUUGACAGCUUUGGAUUGGAGUCCAGAUGGACAACUAUUGGCCGUAGGCUCCUUGGAUAGGGUACUUCGCAUCGUAACAGUUACGGGCGAAAUAUACUUUUCGCACGCACAGCACCAGAAGGGGCCCGUUUUCGCUACGCGAUUUUCCAAGUCUGGCAAGUGGCUGCUAACAUCGAGCUUGGACGGCACAGCUUGCGUUUGGGACGUACAACAGAAGAAACUUCAUCGACAGUUUAGAUGCCAUAUUGCUGUCUGGACGUUGAAUGAUCUGGAUAUGUUUGCAACCUGUGGCGCCGACAAGCUAAUUCAUAUUAUGCGCUUGAACGAACAGCGACCAAUCAAGACACUUACAGGCCAUACAGACGAGAUCAAUCAAGUCAGGGUUAACGAGAGUGGAACACGACUUGCAUCAUGCUCGGAUGACCGAACAGCGCGCAUAUGGAACGUGGAAUCGAUAAUCCAUUCUUCGUCUGAGAGUAACGAGAUCAAUACCAGCACUGGAACAAAGACGGACUCGUUCAUCACCCUGCGUGGACACAAAAACAAAGUUAGUAUCAUCCGAUGGUGUCCCAGACACACGCCUGGAGAAUCAGAGCUCGUCGUGACAUCCGGAUUCGACGGUACCGCACGCAUAUGGGAUUCAACUUCCGGCGUCUGUUUGCGGACAUUCUCGGAACAUCAGAAACCUAUAUAUGCAUUGGAAGUCAGCCCAGACGGACGAUGGAUGUCCACAGGCGGGGGCGACUGUCGAUUAUGUUUUUAUAGCCUUGAGAAGAUUGCUGAGCGUAAAUGGGUGUGGCAGCGCCCUUUCGAGCGCAAGCGUGGCGUGUUUGAAAUUAGCUGGCAACAAGGUGAUGGCGUGAACCGGAUCGCAGUGGCUCUGGAAUCGCGUGAAGUCGGCCUUGUUGAUCUCAAUCGAGUCGGUGCAUUGCAAGCACCGUAG
Molecule: messenger RNA, 1830 nt
Organism: Punctularia strigosozonata HHB-11173 SS5
Lineage: Eukaryota; Fungi; Basidiomycota; Agaricomycetes; Corticiales; Punctulariaceae
Product: WD40 repeat-like protein
Exons: 11
Coding region: 1-1830 (609 amino acids)
Biological process (GO): regulation of transcription by RNA polymerase II
Cellular component (GO): histone deacetylase complex
Molecular function (GO): protein binding; transcription corepressor activity
Source: RefSeq, a predicted model, not a curated record